AUGCUUCGGAUUGUUGUGGUGGGGGUGGGGGGCGAUAAGGCCGCGCGCAUUAUGCCGCGGGGCCGACAACUUCCCGCCUUCAGCAUUGCGCCGGGAGAUUUCGGGGGUGGCGGAGAGGAGUGGCGCAACGUGUGCCCCGGCUGUUUUGUGAAGUUCGCCAUCGCCGCCAAAGCCCCAGCAAUGUUUCGGAGAUGGCGGGGGAGCCAGGC
Molecule: messenger RNA, 209 nt
Organism: Amoebophrya sp. A120
Lineage: Eukaryota; Dinophyceae; Syndiniales; Amoebophryaceae
Source: the annotation of a GenBank genome assembly